Messenger RNA from Funneliformis mosseae, 425 nucleotides. NCBI's taxonomy places the organism in Eukaryota, Fungi, Glomeromycota, Glomeromycetes, Glomerales, Glomeraceae. The record is from the annotation of a GenBank genome assembly.
GAGAGGCUUUGGAUGUUGUUAAAGUUCAAGAUGAUUGGACCAUGAUGAGCGAUGAUACAAAUUUCAAAUUUGAGUUUAAUCAGAUACAACAGCAGGUGCUCACGACUGGUAAUACUGUGACUAUUGAUAAUAUUGAUAAUUAUUGUCGUGUAACUGGAAAACAUCUCAGAGAAGAUAAAAUAGAAACAACGGUUGAUGUAACUCCACUGAAGCAGGUGGAAAAGCUUCCUUGUGAAUUUGAAAUUCUUCAAACAAAGAGACUAAGAAAUGUUCCCCCUAUGAACCUCGAUAAAUUCCAAGAAACUAAUACCGAAAAAGCAGGAGAGGUAAAUAGUUUGGAUUAUUUGAUACAAUUUCUACAUCAGACCACAGAAAGGCAAAAAUAUUUGAUGUCUCGUUUGACGAGUACGUUGGCUCAGGCGUGA